Molecule: messenger RNA, 837 nt
Organism: Daldinia childiae
Lineage: Eukaryota; Fungi; Ascomycota; Sordariomycetes; Xylariales; Hypoxylaceae
Product: Transcription initiation factor TFIID subunit 9
Exons: 1
Coding region: 1-837 (278 amino acids)
Biological process (GO): RNA polymerase II preinitiation complex assembly; DNA-templated transcription initiation
Cellular component (GO): SAGA complex; transcription factor TFIID complex
Molecular function (GO): RNA polymerase II general transcription initiation factor activity; transcription coactivator activity; protein heterodimerization activity
Source: RefSeq, a predicted model, not a curated record
AUGGCAUCCGUGUCGCAAUCUCAGACCAACGGGGUACCAUCAUCCUCGGCAGCAGGCCCGUCGCAAUCUGCUUCGCAGCCAACCCAGAACACCGCAACUAGCGGAUCGACUACCGUACCAAACACACAAGUGACCAACGCCUCGGCAGGAACAGGAGCAGGCAGUAAUAACACGCAAGCAAGCGUAUCGCAAACUCCCCCCUCCCCGUCGCCCUCCCACGCUCCUCGGCCACGCGACGCCCGCACAAUCGAGCUACUUCUAACCUCCCAAGGUGUCACAUCUUUCGACCAGCGCGUGCCCCUACUACUCCUAGACUUCGCCUACCGGCACACAUCGUCCGUGCUCUCCGACGCGCUACACCUGUCCACAGAUCCGUACACCACACACGCCGGUUCCAAGCCCAGCGCCGCGUCAGGCGCCGCCCCCAGCGCCCCGAGCGCCGGCGAAGCUGCCGUUACCACCAACGCCAUCAACCUAGCCAUCGCGUCGCGACAGUCCUUCCAGUUCCGCGGCGCGUCCGGCGGCACGGGCGCGAGCAAAGAGUGGAUGCAGGAAGUAGCGCGGGACCGCAACAAGAUCGCCUUGCCGCGUGUCCUCGCCAACGAGUGGGGUGUGCGUCUCCCCAACGAGCGCUUUGUCCUGAGCGGUAUGGGCUGGAGCCUCCGCGAUCAGUGGGCCGAGGAGGGCGAUGGUGAUAGCGAUGAGGAUGAGGAUAUGGAGGAGGUUGAUACCCAGAGGCAAACGAACGCUACCGCUGGGGAAGAGGGUGGCUUGGAGGAGCUACUUGGUGAUGAUAUGGGUGAUAUGGGCGAUGAGGAUAUGGAGGGAAUGGAAUAA